This is a messenger RNA of Cyclocybe aegerita, 1518 nucleotides long. Lineage: Eukaryota; Fungi; Basidiomycota; Agaricomycetes; Agaricales; Hemipholiotaceae. The record is from the annotation of a GenBank genome assembly.
AUGUUCCUCUCGUUUAUCUACAAACUCUCUCUCAUCGCUGCAGGCUUCUACAUUGUUAUACUCACGCGAUUCGUCGUACACUACUUCUCAGUGCGUCGGACAUUCCGCCAUGUCCCCGGACCCCCAAGGAGUUCUCUUCUCUGGGGUGAAGAAUGGGAACUGUACCACGGCCGCCCAGGUGCUCGCUACGUGGAAUGGCACAAGAACUUUGGGAAACUCGUGGCAUUCACGGGUGCCUUCGGUCAUCAAAUUAUCUCCAUCACCGACCCUCGGGCUAUUUCAUUCAUUCUUGGCGACGGCGCCUACCACUUUCCUAAGCCGCACGGAGUCCGUGCGUGGUUUAAAGCUACUUUAGGAGAAGGCAUACUCUGGGUAGAAGGGAAAAAGGAGCACGAGCUGCAGCGGCGCACUCUGGCCCCGGCGCUUAAUCAACAAUCUGUCCGCGAGCUCGUUGCCGUCCUGUUCGAGACUUCCGCCCGCCUUGCAAACCAAUGGAACAAGGUAAUCGACCAAAAUCACGGCCAGGAAACAGAAAUCGAAGUCACAAACUGGGCCGGACGAUUUGCACUUGACACCAUCGGUCGCGCAGCCUUUUCAUACGACUUCGAAUGCCUCGCCGGCGAACCACACGAAUUGGCAACUGCGCUCGAUGGCCUGACCAACAGUGAAAACAGCCUCGCGUCCUUCUAUAUGCGCGCCCUUUUCUGGCUAUUCCCUUCCAUCCUCUCCAUCGGCAAGAAAGGAGAGAUGAUUAGGGAGACUAAAUCCCAACUCGGUGCCAUUGCUUCGAAGAUGUGGAAAGACGCGCGACUCGUCGGCGAUACCAACGACCGGACGCUGCUUGCAACAAUGUUGAGGUGCGAGCAGGUUUCUGGCUCAAAGAUGGACGAAGAGGAAGUCGUAUCCCAAAUGCGCACUGUCAUUUCCGCUGGUUAUGAGACCGUAUCAGCAAUUGUGGCGUGGAUUUUCUACGAGAUCGCCCGACAUCCGGACAUCCAGGCAGAAUUACGGGAAGAAAUAUGCGCCAUUCCCGACCUCUCAUUUGAACACUUUAACAACGAACUACCGUUCCUUGACGCCGUCUUGAAAGAAACCCUCCGCCUCCACCCCGCCGUCCUAGAAAAUCACCACGAGGCUUCGGAGACAAUUAUGGUCCCGCUUGCAGAGCCAAUAGUCGAAACCGGGGAGAUGCAGCUCGUUGUCCCCAAAGGCACCUUAAUAUCCAUACCUGUGAACGUCCUGCAAGAAGAUCCAGAGUUCUGGGGUCUUGACGCGGACGAGUUUCGUCCCAGCCGGUGGCUUGAGAAGAAGAAGACUGGGCUCGUGAAAGGACAGGAACUAUUGGCCUUCAGCAUGGGACCCCGUUCGUGCCUCGGGAAGACAUUUGCCAUGGCUGAAAUCAAGCGCUUCUCCUUCCGCUGCCAACACGAGAUCGAACCGUUCCAGAGUUUCGUCAUCCGACCGCGCAUCAAAGGAGAAACGGGCAGCUCGCUGCCUCUAUUGGUCAAGAAACUCUAG